Leptopilina boulardi is the source of this 5232-nucleotide messenger RNA. RefSeq lists its product as uncharacterized. The coding region runs from base 1 to 5232 and encodes 1743 amino acids. The transcript has a single exon. The record is from RefSeq and is a predicted model, not a curated record. Gene Ontology annotation, molecular function: nucleic acid binding; aspartic-type endopeptidase activity. Gene Ontology annotation, biological process: DNA integration; proteolysis. Lineage: Eukaryota; Metazoa; Arthropoda; Insecta; Hymenoptera; Figitidae.
AUGGCGGAAAUGAAAACACAGGAAACUCUCGCGCUCUUUAUCACUCAACUUAAUUCAAAGAUUAUGAACUCAUCACGUGCCAAGGAAAGUCCGUUGAACUAUCUUGAGGCUCGUUUAUCCAACCUGGAAGACUAUUGGAAGGAUUUCUACCGCAAUCACUGGCUGUUGAUGUCAAACCAUCUUUAUACCGAUGCAGAUUACUUCAAGAAUUCCCAGUAUGAGACGAUCGAGGAGGAAUACAUAGCCACCAAAGCUGCCAUCAAGCGAGAAAUCAGUAAGCUCACUACUCUGAAGACAUCAAAUUCACUUGAAACCUCUUCUCAAGGUAACAAUGGUAAAGAAACAAAUUUUAAACAUUUACCCAUAUUAACCCUUCCUAAGUUUUCUGGUAAUCAAUUGGAGUGGGAAACCUUCCGAGAUUUGUUUACAGCUAUGGUCGACCAGGCGGCGCUUUCCGAUGUUCAAAAGCUUUAUUACCUGAAAUCAUCUCUCACAGGUAAAGCUGCUGAACGCAUAAAAAAUUUAACUGUAAACGAAAACAAUUAUCUUCAGGCUUGGACAAUGCUUGUCAAGCGUUACGAUAAUCAACGAAUUCUAUUGUCAGCGCACAUGCGUAAAUUACUUUCUUGCCCACCCGCGUCUAAAAGGUCUGUUGAUGACAUUUUAAGACUUUUAGACACAACCAAUGAGUCGAUUCGAGCUUUUUCAAAUAUGAAUAGACCAGUUGAUUUGUGGGACGAUUGGUUUGUACAUAUUCUAACAAACAAACUUGAUCCAGUUACGCGCGAAGAAUGGGAAUAUUCGCUGAAAGAUUCUGAGGAUUUUCCGAUGUAUGAGGAACUUUCUUCUUUCUUCGAAACCACUGUCAGAGCUUUAGAAGCUUCUCAUCCCAUCGAGAAUUCUCCUAAAGCUCAAAAUAACACAAAAUCCAAACCACAAUCUAAUCACUUCGAUAAAAAAUCCAAGAAGUCGCAAAUUUCAGUCAAUCACUCGCAGACUGAAACAAAACCGAAGUCAAAGGCUUGCCCUCUUUGUCAGACCUAUCAUUAUCUAUCCUACUGCCCUCAGUUUAAGAAACUGAAGGUAACUCAACGGAGUGCUCAAGUCCAACGCUUAGGACUCUGCUCCAAUUGUCUCGGCGGAACUCAUAAACUUGAUGACUGUUCGUCAACUAAGAGAUGUUUUGUGUGUUCUGAAAAGCAUCAUACCUUUCUUCAUGAUGCUAGUGAACACGCCGAACCUGGAACUUCAAAUCAAGCCUCUUCAACUUCUUCUGAACAGGCAAGUUGCAACGCAUCUUACCUUUCCAAUCAUCUCGCUAACCCAGUCGAAAGUCAAUCAAGGGGCAUUUUCGCAACUGCCAAUAUUAAACUUACCUCGCUGAAAGAUAAAUCAAUAACUGUAAAAGCAUUCCUCGACUCCGGUUCUGAAAGAACACUCGUGACUGAACGAGUUGUUCAAUUCCUUAAAUUACCUAAACAGAAAUGUGAUGUCUCUCUGAAAGGCAUCGGUAAUUCUACACUUGGAAACUCCAAUUAUAAGGUUGAUCUUUGGUUGAAUUCACCGAAAGAUCCUGACUUCCAGUUACCAAUCAAUGCUCUAGUCCUGAAAUCCCUGAUUCAACUCUUACCUAAGAGCAGACCUGAGCACAGUAACUGGCCACAUCUCGCCGAUCUAGAUCUUGCCGAUCCUCACUACUAUAAUCAGGAUCCUGUUGAUUGUGUUAUAGGUAUUGAUCUGCUUGGUCACACUUUGCUUCCUGGUCUAAAGCAAGGUCCUUUAAACAGUCCCACAGGCCUUCUAACAACAUUUGGUUGGAUCAUCUUUGGUCGAUCUAUUUCCCAAUCCACUGAUUCACAAAAUUGCCUUUCCACGCUCCAAGUGGAAGAAAAGGAUUCGCUGAAUCAACUCCUUCGUGCCUUCUGGGAAGUUGAAGAACUUCCCAAGCAAACUUUUCUGACCAACGCUGAACUGGAUUGCGAGAAUCUUUUCAAGGACACCCAUUAUCGAAAUGAAUUGGGUCAAUAUGUUGUUCGCUUACCGGUGUCUACAUCACCUGAUCAAUUGGGGAAAUCGAGAGAACAAGUCGUUUCCAUGUUUCUUCGAACUGAAAAACAACAUUCAAAAAAUCCUGUCGCUCAAUCCAAGUACAAUGACUUCAUAUUUCAAUACAUUGAAGACACACACAUGAGACCCGUUGAUGAAAACGAUUCUAAAGCUCCAUUUGUUAAUUACAUCCCACAUCAUGUAAUAACGAAAAACAACGAUCCUUCUUCCAAGAUCAGAGUUGUUUUUAACGGUUCUUUUCGUACUUCCUCAGGAUUAUCCCUGAAUGAGAUCCUCCACCCCGGGCAGAAACUGCAAACCGAUAUUUGGUUGAUCAUCACCCGGUGGCGAUUCUGGAAAUACGUGUUUACCUGCGACAUUGUCAAGAUGUUUCGACAAAUUAGAAUCGAAUUCCCAGACUGUAAUUUGCAACGAAUUGUCUGGAGACCUGACUCGAAUCAACCUCUAGUAGACUACUGUUUGACAACAGUAACCUAUGGGACCAGACCCGCUCCUUUUCUGGCAAUCAGAGUCCUGAAACAAUUAGCGUUAGAUGAAGGGGAGAACUUUCCAUUAGGCGCAGACGUAUUGAUCAACAACACGUACGUUGAUGAUACUUUUGCUGGAGGAGAUUCCUUGGAAGAGGCAACUCAAGUCCGUGAUGAGUUCGUUUCCAUUCUGGCUUCAGCAGGUAUUUCGCUCAGUAAAUGGGCCGCCAACGUCGAUAAAUUAGUCCCUCUUGAUUCUACUGAUGGUGAGAACAAAGACAAAUGCUUCAACCUUGAAACCUCUGUUUCCACUUUGGGGCUGCACUGGAAUCCCGCAUCUGACGAAUUUCACUACAAAGUGUCUCCCAUUGACUCUUCUCAAUCCACUAAACGAAUCGUUGCUUCUGAAAUCGCAAAGCUGUAUGAUCCCCUCGGCUGGUUAGCACCAGUUCUUCUACGAGCAAAAUUGUUAUUACAAAACUGUUGGUUGGCUGGUUCUGACUGGGAUAAAGCCUUACCAAUCAAUCUCUGUUCCGAAUGGACCGAAUUCCAACAUCAGUUACAGCAAUUGAACCUAGUAAAAAUUCCCCGUUGGAUCAACACUGAAAACGAUCAUUCGAAUUGGGAACUGCAUGGCUUUUCAGAUGCCUCUGAAAGAGCCUACUCAGCAGCAGUCUAUAUUGUCCAUCGAUCAUUCGCUGGUGAAUCACAUUCGAACCUAAUCAUCGCUAAAACCAAGCUCGCACCUGUCAAGGCCAUAUCUCUUCCAAAACUAGAGCUUUGUGCUGCGACGCUUCUCGCAAAAUUGACAUCAGUAGUCACUGAAAAAUUAAACUUUCCCUCCAAAUCUAUCCACUACUGGUCAGAUUCUCAAAUCGUUCUCUCAUGGCUUCAAGGUCACCCUUCACGGUGGAAGCCAUUUGUGGCCAACAGGGUCAGUGAAAUCCACUCUUUGGCAAAGGAAAUCCCCUGGAGACAUGUCCCCUCCAAAGAUAAUCCUGCGGAUUGUGCUACCAGAGGAUUCACCGUUGAUGAGCUUCUCAAUUCCACUCUGUGGUGGCAUGGACCAGUUUGGUUGCUGAAAUCACCAGACAACUGGCCUGUUUCGAUUCAAGUCCCUAACCCUAAUCUUGACUUAGAAGCACGUUCAAAAUUUAUUGACAAGGUCGACGAGAUUCAAAUCAACGUUGUAUUGAAUAGAGGAAUCCCCGAGCUUCUUUCUUCUGUCUCGUCACUCACCCAGUUAUUAAGAGUGACAGCAUACUGUCUCCGAUUUAUCCAGACUCUUCGAAAUCCAAACUCUCAAAUUGAACCUUAUCUGACUGCUGACGAGUUAAAACGAAGCUUCUCGACCUGGAUAAAAGUUGUGCAAAACGAUCAUCUUUCUGAAACAAUCGAGUUGUUGAAGAACAAAAAACCGUUACCCUCAGGUAACCCACUGAUCAAGUUAGCGCCAUUUUUGGACAACGAUGAGGUUCUCAGAGUUGGAGGACGGCUCCAAAGUUCCCUACUCUCGUACGAUGAAAUGCACCCAAUCAUCCUGCCAAAAAAUAGCAAACUUUCCGCAUUGAUCAUCACUCGAGCUCAUCUCGAUGCCCUUCAUGGAGGUCAGCAACUUACCCUGAGUAGGAUUCUCAAAAAAUUUUGGAUCAUCAGUUCCAAAACCCUGAUCAACAAAAUCAUUCGAAGCUGUGUCAAAUGCUUCCGUUUUCGAGCGAACUUUCAAACUCAGCUGAUGGGUCAACUGCCAGCUGAAAGAAUUACCAUCUCGAAACCGUUCACAUUCACUGGCUUAGAUUAUGCUGGUCCCUUUCACAUCCUACCGUCAAAAGGAAGAGGCAUCCGAUCAACGAAAGGGUACAUAUGUUUAUUUGUGUGCCUUUGUUCUAGAGUUAUACACCUUGAGCUUGUUUCCAACUACGAGACGAGCGGAUUCCUCGCGGCCUUCAAGCGAUUCACAUCCCGUCGAGGUCAAUGCGACAAGAUACUCAGUGACAACGCCCGAAAUUUCGUUGGUGCUGCGAGAGAACUGCGACAACUCUUCCUUGGCGCUUCCAAAACAUUCAUCCCUGUGGCUGAACUGCUGGCAAACGAGGGAACCACCUGGUCUUUCAUCCCCCCACACUCACCUCACUUUGGUGGGAUCUGGGAAGCCGGAGUGAAGUCGGUGAAGCAUCACCUUCGACGUGUCGUUGGAGAGACACGCAUGACCUUCGAAGAACUGAGCACUGUAUUAUGCCAGAUAGAGGCAUGCCUUAAUUCCAGACCUCUUUAUCCGAAUCCCUCAGAUGCAAAUUCCCUCUCUGCAAUCACUCCUGGACAUCUCCUAACUGGUGGACCCCUUGUUGCCAUUCCUGAACCUCCCUUGUUCAACGAAAAUCCGAGCAACCGAUGGUCACUGAUUACAAAGAUGAGAGACGACUUUUGGAACCGAUGGUCCCACGAGUACCUUCACCAUCUCCAACAGCGCUCGAAAUGGUUGGUAGAAACCAAUGCAGUCAAGAUCGGGGACGUCGUGUUACUCAAGGAGGACAACCUUCCCCCUACGAGAUGGGCUCUCGCUAGGGUUCAGCAACUGCAUCCAGGACCGGACGGACUUCCGCGAGUUGCUACCAUUAAGACUAGCACUACUACUUUGAAACGAGCAUUUUCUAAACUCGCUGUUCUCCCGAUUCGCGAAGUUAGCAACGAAAAUUAA